Molecule: messenger RNA, 1914 nt
Organism: Solanum tuberosum (potato)
Lineage: Eukaryota; Viridiplantae; Streptophyta; Magnoliopsida; Solanales; Solanaceae
Exons: 6
Coding region: 1-1914 (637 amino acids)
Molecular function (GO): RNA-DNA hybrid ribonuclease activity; nucleic acid binding
Source: RefSeq, a predicted model, not a curated record
AUGGAGGCUGCUAUUCUUAAACAAAAGACUCAACUUCAGUGGUUCAGGGAAGGAGAUGCCAAUACAAAAUAUUUUCAUGCUCUUAUGAGAGGAAGAAGGAGAAAGUUAUUCAUCCACCAGAUCAGCCACCAAGAUAACAUCAAUGAGGAGAUCCUUCAAUGCAUACCUAGACUGAUCACUGAUGAACAAAACCAGGCUCUAAAGGAUGAUCCUACUAUUGAAGAAGUGAAACUGGUGGUUUUUGCCAGGAAUCCUAAUUCAGCAGCAGGACCGGAUGGUACGAAUGGAAAAAUUUUCCAGGUGUGUUGGGACAUCCUCAAAGAGGACCUCUACAGAGCAAUGCUAGCCUUCUUCUGUGGUCACAAUAUGCCUAAAUACAUGACUCAUACCUGUUUGGUUCUUCUUCCAAAGGUUGAUCAUCCCAACAAACUGUCUGGAUUCAGGCCUAUAAGCUUGAGCAAUUUCUCAAAUAAGAUCAUUUCCAAGCUCCUUAGUAUCAGAAUUGCACCUAUCUUGUCAAACCGUAUUUUAGAAAAUCAGAGUGGCUUUGUAAGAGGUAGAAGCAUUUCUGAAAACAUUAUGCUGGCUCAGGAGAUCAUUCAUGGCAUCAAGAAGCCCAAGGAGGGGGAUAAUGUAGUGAUAAAGCUUGACAUGGCCAAGGCCUAUGAUAGAGUGUCCUGGGCUUAUACUUGUAUGGUCAUGAGGAAAAUGGGCUUUAGUGAAUUCUUCAUUGAUAUGAUAUGGAGGAUUAUGAGCAACAAUUGGUACUCGGUUAUUAUCAAUGGAGCCAUGCAUGGAUUUUUCCAUUCUACAAGAGGUUUGAAACAGGGUGACCCUUUGUCACUAGCCCUAUUUAUUUUAGGAGCUGAAGUGUUGUCAAGGAUGCUGAACAACAUUUAUUUGAACCAGAACUAUCAAGGUUUCCAUAUGGAACCUAGAGGCCCUCAGAUAAACCAUCUUAGCUUUGCAGAUGAUAAGUUAAUGAUUCCUGUGGACUCUCCCCAAGACAUUACUGAUAUGAUUAACGAGGAAACUGGUUUUACACAGAAGGACAGUCCCAUUAACUAUCUGGGAUGUCCUUUGUAUAUUGGAGGACAGAGAAUCAUCUAUUACUCCCAGCUGGUGGAUAAGUCCAUUCCCAUUCACACCAUGGCUGCUAUUUCCCCUCCCAAAACCACUCUUCAAUACAUAAAAAGUUUAACUGCAGAUUUCUUCUGGGGAAGGGAAAAAGAUAAGAAAAAAUAUCAUUGGGCUUCUUGGGAGAACAUCACCUUUCCUUAUGAUGAAGGUGGUCUGGAACUGGAACCUCUGGAAGAACAGGAACUUCUUAACUAUGUCCAGCAAUGCUCUCAUGAAAUAGGAGUCAGCCCUGUCAUCUGGAGCAAACCACCGGUAAACUACUGUAAAUUGAACACGGAUGGUAGUGCAUUAGUGAAUCCUGGCAUGAUAGGUGGGGGAGGCAUCCUUAGAGACCAGGCAGGGGAUGUUAUUUUUGCAUUCACAGUACCUCUUGGUACAGGCACCAAUAACCAGGCAGAAGUCCAAGCAGCUGUAUUUGGUCUUAACUGGUGCUAUCAACAUGGCUACAGGAAGGUUGUGGUAGAAGUAGACUCAGAACUACUCACUCACUGGCUAAAUCUCAAUAUUAAUCCUCCAUGGAAGAUACAACAGUAUGUUCAGGAACUACAAAACCUCAGUCAACAGAUGGAAGCAUUCCAAUGCCUCCAUACCUACAGAGAAGCCAACACCACGGCUAACUUUCUUGCCAAGUUGAGUCACCAGAAAGAUAUUCCUCAACUAUUUUACACUCUCCACCAACUACCUAUUCCGGUCAAAGGAAGCUACUUAUUGGAGAAGAUGGGUAUGAUCAAUUUCAGAAGAAGGAAGUUGAAAAGGAUUAAGAAACCACCUUGA